Messenger RNA from Spizellomyces punctatus DAOM BR117, 906 nucleotides. RefSeq names its product septum formation protein Maf, variant. Lineage: Eukaryota; Fungi; Chytridiomycota; Chytridiomycetes; Spizellomycetales; Spizellomycetaceae. The record is from RefSeq and is a predicted model, not a curated record. Gene Ontology annotation, molecular function: nucleoside triphosphate diphosphatase activity. The transcript has 5 exons. Bases 37 to 540 code for a protein of 167 amino acids.
GUCCGACUUUCCUUUUGCUCUGUCCACAGCGAAACGAUGCUCCCAGCCAUUGCCCAACUCAACACACGUAAUGUCAUCCUUGCUUCAGGUUCACCCCGACGAAAGGAAAUACUCGAGCGACUGGGCGUAAAAUUCAACAUCAACCCCUCGACAUUCCCAGAAGACUUGAACAAGACCAUAUUCUCAAAUCCAAACAACUACGUCACUCGCACCGCCCUCGAAAAAGGCCUCCAAGUCUACCAAUCCCUCACAAAUACAAACCCACUGGUCAUUAGCGCAGACACUAUUAUCGUCCUCGAUGACCAGAUAUUAGAAAAACCGGUGGAUGCUGCCCAUGCAAAGAGGAUUCUGUCUAGUUUAUCGGGACGGGUACAUGAGGUCUUGACGGCCAUUGUCGUCGUGUUUGGUGUAUCAGCGUCUGGUCAGCCAUUGUAUAAAACGGCUGUAGAGAGGACUUUAGUCGAGUUUGGAGUGAUUGGGGAUGCGGUUAUUGAUGCGUAUGUGGAGACGGGGGAACCCAUGGAUAAGGUGCACUCAUAGCGGGUUCGUUAUGCAUCCUCCUUGAUGCUCAUCAAAGUAUAAAUAUUCAUACAGGCUGGUGCAUACGGAUAUCAGGGCCUAGCGUCUGCCUUCAUUCCGCGGAUCAACGGAUGUUACUAUAAUGUCGUGGGAUUCCCAUGCCACAGAUUCCUCUCUACAAUAGACGACCUCAUAGCCAACGGACAUAUCUGAAGAUAAUCAAUCUUAACAUGGUGCACCGUAACGUGUAGAAUUUAGUCACAUUCUUUUUGAAAUCUGUGUAUCAAAACACCUGUCAUUCUCAACUAGUCCGUACUUGCCCUCCACAUAAAAUGGCUACAGAAUCUCUUCAAAAAAAAAAAAAAAACCUAUAUAUUGGCGCCUAAA